AUGGCCUCAAUUGCACGCAGCAUGAGGGCAGUCCGCCCCUCCGCCCUCUCCCAAUUCACAAAGGCCGCUCCCCGCGCCUUUUUCCCCCGUCCCGCGCAGCGCAGCUUCUCUACAACCCCCAGCAGCUUAAUACGCAAGUACACAAAGGACCACGAGUGGAUUGACCUCAACGCCGACAAGAAGACGGGCGUCGUCGGCAUCUCCGAGUACGCCGCCGAGCAGCUGGGCGACGUCGUCUACGUCGAGCUCCCCGAGGAAGGCACCGAGGUCGCCCAGGGCGACGCCAUCGGCGCCGUCGAGUCCGUCAAGAGCGCCGCCGACAUUAAUGCCCCCAUCAGCUGCAAGGUCACCCAGGUUAACCUCGGUCUCGAGGAGAAGCCCGGCACCAUCAACAAGGUGCCCGAGGACGACUCCCACGGCGGCGGCUGGAUCGCCAAGGUUGAGGUUGACGAGGCGGGCGUUCAGGAGCUUGAGGCGCUCAUGAACGAGGAGGAGUACAAGGCCUUUACCGCUUCCGAGGAUCACUAG
This is a messenger RNA of Colletotrichum phormii, 528 nucleotides long. Its product is annotated as glycine cleavage system H protein. Gene Ontology annotation, biological process: glycine decarboxylation via glycine cleavage system; protein lipoylation. The record is from RefSeq and is a predicted model, not a curated record. Lineage: Eukaryota; Fungi; Ascomycota; Sordariomycetes; Glomerellales; Glomerellaceae. Bases 1 to 528 code for a protein of 175 amino acids. The transcript has 2 exons. Gene Ontology annotation, cellular component: mitochondrion; cytoplasm; glycine cleavage complex.